Messenger RNA from Dromaius novaehollandiae (emu), 2783 nucleotides. Its product is annotated as butyrophilin subfamily 1 member A1-like. Lineage: Eukaryota; Metazoa; Chordata; Aves; Casuariiformes; Dromaiidae. Gene Ontology annotation, cellular component: cytoplasm. Bases 103 to 1194 code for a protein of 363 amino acids. Gene Ontology annotation, molecular function: protein binding; ubiquitin protein ligase activity. The transcript has 12 exons. Gene Ontology annotation, biological process: protein ubiquitination. The record is from RefSeq and is a predicted model, not a curated record.
UCCUCUUUGCACCCCUCCAUGACUCCUUGGGCUCCCUGAGAGGAGGGAACAGCAGCUUUGGGGAGCACUGCCCAUGACACUCCUUCCCCUUCCUUCCUGGUUAUGAAUCAACGAAUACAGCAAAGGCUGCAGCUGAUCCCUACUUGCCCUCUGCUCUUUUCCUGUAGCAGCAAAGUGAAACGGAGCACCCUCAGCAAGAUGCAGGUGGAGAGACAGUAUCUACCAAGCACACCAGAAAUGAUGAAUUUCUGGGCUCGGAAAGCAAGAAGCAAAGGAACACUCUGUUUCCUCUUCUGUUUUCUACUUCUAAUAUGUCUUGAUUCAACAGGUGUGAAAGGAGAGAUCAGGAACAAGGAUAAACAAGAAAAUGCAGGCUGGUCUGCACCGUUCAUCGUGCUAACAACUUUGGCAUGCCUCCUCCUCGUUUUUAUCCUACUCCUCUGUUCCGUUGGCAAUAGACGAAAACAGGAAGUGCCACUCUUGUCAGAGUAUGGCCAACUGCAAGGCCAGCUAGCUCAUGCGAAGGAGGAGAAGGCUCAUGCGAAGGAGGAGAAGGGCCAACUGCAAGGGCAGCUAGACCGCCUGCUGGAAGAGCACAAGUUUUUGAAAAUACAGCGUCACAAAGUGGAUGUGUGCCUGGAUGCUGACACAGCUCAUCCAAGGCUGGAGGUGUCUACAGAUGGGGAGAGAGUGACAGACACUGGCACUGCCAGACAUGUGCCCAGGACAGAGAAGAGAUUUGAUUCCCACACUUUCCUUUUGGCCAAGGAAGGAUACACAUCUGGGAAACACUAUUGGGAAGUGGAUGUUGGAAAGAGAAGAAACUGGGAUGUGGGCAUUGCCCGGGAGCCUGUGGCUCGCAAAGGGACACUGACUCUGUCUCCUAAGAAUGGCUUCUGGGUCAUAGGGUUAGCAGAUGGGCGAGAGUAUUGGGCCCGCACAGAGCCUUGGACCCGUUUGGCUGUGAGUGGGAAACCACAAAAGAUUGGGAUCUUCCUGGACACCACAGCCAAGCAGCUGUGCUUUUAUAAUGUCAGCAAGAAGACAGCUGUGUACACUUUCAGCCUUGGUGGAGAUAGCAGCCAGGAAGGGAAGUUCUUUCCCUUCUUCUCAACAGGCUCCACUUCUGCAAAGCUCGACACAGAGCCACUGAAAAUAGUCCAGGGCUUUGAGGAGGAUCAUGAUGAUGAGUAAAUGGAUUACCGAUAUGGAGAUCCAGGAAGAGACUGCACUCCUAUCAGACAUCUAUCCCCAGCUUUGUGCCCUCCAAUCAAAGCGCUACAGCAAAUUCCUACCAGACACUCCCAUCACUGCUUGCUAAUCCUUCAAUGCUAGUCCUUUAAUGCCAGUCAAGAAGGAGAAGCCUUCGAGUUCAGGCUGCUAGCCAAUCACUGCAGUUUCCCUUCACUUCUUGUUUAUAGGCCAAUCACUGAAAACAGCAGAUAACAUCCGUGAGGUGUAUUUGUCCAAAAAGACAGCCCUCCUAUGGGACGGGAAGGCUUUGUGAGGAGCUUCCAACCACACUUCUCAACAACACCUCAGACUUGUAUGCCUGGACCAUCACAUGUCACACCAGGUCCCUCCCCUGCCAGGUCAAAGAAGCAGGCACCUCCUAAAAGCAGCUUGACUCUCCGCUCAUCAGUGCUGCAGAAACCCCCUUUGUUUUGGAAGGGUGUGAAAGCCAUUUUCAGAGAUUCUCAGAGAGUGAACAGCCUUCCCUUUGAGGUGAGAAAGGACUGACCUCACGCAUCAAAAUCAAGGUACGCGAGCUUUCCAGGUCCAUUAGUGCUCUGCCCAGCUCUCCUGCCUUCCUGCCGUUUCUGGCUGCACGUGUUCAGUCACUUGUCUAAUGCUCUCCCUUUUGAUUCAGCACUCAGCACUGAACCUAGGCGCUGACUAUACAAAGUGAACCACUUGAUGGGCUGUGAGAGGGAAACCAAGCAAGACUGCAGGCCAUUUGCACUCAUCCUCAAGAACACUGUCAUUUGGCAAAACCCAUGCAAAGUCUCCCUCGCACAGUUCUCCAAAUAGCCUCUGGCAGAAGGAGAAUGUCUUUCCCUCCCUCUCUGUUGUGGGUGACUGCUGCCAGAACACCCGAUCCCAAGGUGCUGGCAGUAGCACAAUCAACAGAGGAGGCACCGGACACACAGUCAAGCUCCUGGCAGAAAAAGCUGGCAGAGUGAGAUCCAUUUCAUCAAUCUCUUAUUUUAGAGUGAAAGGCAGCUGCAGCCCAACAUGCUCUCCAGCAAGCUCUGGUUGGCAGGAUGCAGCAACUGGCACAGACACAUCAGACCAGCUACAAAUCUCUGCUCUUCUGCCUGAUUUUGCUAACGCUGAUUGUCAAAAAUCCAGCUGUAAUGCUUGUGCCAAGUGCAUUGCAUGUAACUGGGAUUAUAAACAGCAAUGGAUGUGGGAAUUUUGUUGCUGUUUUGUUCCUUUGACAACUUCUCAAUGUCCUUUAAUUCUUAAGCAAGUAAAGGACCGUAGCUCUCGUACAGGUGAGGAAGCCAAGCAGGGGCCAGCUCCUCUGAUGCCCAUGAUCCAGAGUGCAGGAUGCAGUGGAGCUGGGUUCCCAAACACUUACUGCAUCCAGCGGAGGAAAACUUCAUGGCGUGUAUUUACAAGCCUUACAGAGACAUCCGCAAGAGCUGAUCAGCAGUCAUUUGCUAGAGUCACCUCCCCAGGAGAGGGCCGAGGGGAUGGUGAGGGAUGGAAGACUUUCUCCUUGAAAACUCCAUGACUGAAUCAAUAAAGGCAGAUCAUGAAGUGAACUUUAAAGCAAA